Molecule: messenger RNA, 992 nt
Organism: Aspergillus novofumigatus IBT 16806
Lineage: Eukaryota; Fungi; Ascomycota; Eurotiomycetes; Eurotiales; Aspergillaceae
Exons: 3
Coding region: 48-992 (314 amino acids)
Source: RefSeq, a predicted model, not a curated record
AGCCAACUCAUCAUCCUCUCACCACCAUCAUCCAGAAAUCCACCAACAUGUCCCAAACCACAACCAAAAAAAUCAUAGUCAUAACCGGCGCAACAGGAACGCAAGGCUCCGCCGUCGCACACACCUUCCUCCGCCUCCCAACCUGGCACGUCCGCAUUAUAACCCGCACCCCUUCUUCCCCCGCCGCGCAAGCCCUCGCCACCGCCGGCGCAGAAGUCGUACGUGCCGAUCUCUCCGACCUAACUUCCCUCCGGGCCGCAUUCAAAGACGCAACCGCCCUCUUCCUCAACACCGAUUUCUGGGGUCCGUACCGCGCUACCCGGGACAGUGCAGCAGCAUACGAAACGGAAGUCCAGCAUGGGCGCAACGCGGCUAUCGCGGCGGGGGAGGUAGCGUCUUUACAGCGGGUGGGAGUUAUCUGGGGGAAGUAUAUAUAUUCGUAUCACUGGGAUGCCAAGGCGCAGGUAGCUAAGAUACUGCAAGGGGAGGAGGGGUUGAGGGGGAAGGUGUCGUUUUUGGUGAUGGGGGCGUAUGCGACCAAUCCGCUGUUUCUGCCGAGGGGAAGAGUGUUAAGGUUUACUAUUCCCGGGACGAGGACGCUGCGGAUGCCGAUUAUCGCUGCGGAGAGUUCGACGGGGGAGUUUGUUAGGGCGAUGGUUGAGAGUGAGAGUGAGAGUGAGAGUAGCAAGUGGGUGUUAGGAUGUGAUAGCUACCUGUCCAUGGAGGAGGAGGUGGAUGUGUGGAAGAGGGUGACUGGGUGGGAGGUUGAGGUCGAGGAGGUGGAUGUGCAGGAGAUGCAUGAGCGCUUCAAGAUUCCCUGGGAGGUGCUGGAUGCGCCGCGGUUUAUUGCCGAGUUUGGGUAUACCGGCUCACUUAAGGUGACGAUGCCUGAGGAGCUGGGGAUACGGACAAAGUCGUUUGAGGCGUGGCUGGGAGGCAGGAACUGGGAGGAAAUGAUCAUAAAAGCAGAGGAGGAGCUAGCUGGUAUAUAG